This is a messenger RNA of Mandrillus leucophaeus (drill), 246 nucleotides long. It is a transcript of the gene SMCO4, whose product is annotated as single-pass membrane protein with coiled-coil domains 4. The record is from RefSeq and is a predicted model, not a curated record. The transcript has 2 exons. The coding region runs from base 1 to 246 and encodes 81 amino acids. Lineage: Eukaryota; Metazoa; Chordata; Mammalia; Primates; Cercopithecidae.
AUGCAGCAGCUCAAAGGGAAGCCCAGGAAGGAGACAUGGAAAGACAAGAAGGAGCAGAAGCAAACCAUGCAGGAGGCCCGGCAGCAGAUCACCACGGUGGCACUGCCCACGCUGGCCACGGUCGUGCUCCUGAUCGUGGUGUUUGUGUACAUGGCCACACGCCCCACCAUCAACAACCCAAAGUCGCGUUCCCUGGAGGUGCGAAUCGCUGCUGGAACCUCGGCGCCGACGCCGGCAACAGGUUAA